UUUAAUAAUAUAUAAAAUUUAACAGCAUAGGUAUAUGUAAACAUUUAAGAUAUUAAUUGUAUAAUAUAGUGUGCUAGCAAAAAACUUAUUGAUUAAGACAGAUAUAGUAUUUAUUGGACAAUAGACAUUAAAAUGACAAUAAUACUAGGAGGUGGUAUGUCAGGUUUAUCAGCAGCUUAUUAUGCUGCUAAUGAUGCAAAAAUUGCUUCUAUUAUUUUAUUAGAAGCUUCUAAUCGUGUGGGAGGAUGGAUACGGAGUAAAAGUUCACCAAGCGGGGCAAUUUUUGAACAAGGACCAAGAACUGUUAGGCCAACUGGAUUAGCUGGCAAAAAUACUCUUAACUUAGUGGAGGAUCUCCAAUUGAAUGAUAAAUUAAUUCGUAUCACGUCAAGUCAUCCUGCAUCGCGAAAUAGAUUAAUUUACACAGAUGAGGCACUGCAUCUAUUACCAACUUCGUUAAAAGGCAUCUUCAAAACAACUUCGUUGCUAGAUCGUCCCUUGAUAAACUGUGUGUGGACAGACUUGAGAGCUCCCAAAGUAUUCAAAGAAGAUGAAAGUAUUUAUAGUUUUAUUCAGAGAAGAUUUGGCCAAGACAUUGCUGAUAAACUGAUUAGCCCAAUGAUCUGUGGAAUUUGUGCCGGAGAUGCGCGCAAGAUAAGCGUCAAUUUUUUAUUGAAGUCUCUAUUUGAGGCAGAGCAGAAACAUGGUUCUAUAAUAAAGGGUAUAUUGGCAGAGCAACUGAAGAAAAUCUUUUCAAAGUCAAAACAUAAUGCAAUAAAGAAAAAUGACAAUCUUGAUUCUGUGAGUUUAAAUCGGACUUUAGCAGACAGAGCUCAAAAAGAAAACUGGGCACUAUGGAGCUUGCAGGGUGGAUUAGAACAACUACCUCAGGCAUUAGCUGAAAAUUUAAAAAAACGAGGAGUAAAAGUACAAACUAAAAAAAAAUGUGAAAAAUUAACGUUUAAAUCAGAUCAUGUAGAGUUAUUGGUUAACGGUGGUAUUCAGGAAUGCUCACGCGUUAUCUCGAGUUUAUGUGCAAAAGACUUAGCCGGACUAGUGCAGGACCAACAUCCUACACUGUCAGCGGAGUUAAAGGCAAUACCUACUGUAACAGUAGGAGUAGUCAAUCUUGAAUUCCAGGGAGACAUUUUGCCUCUGCAGGCAUUUGGUUUCCUCAUACCUCCAAAAGAAAAUCUUCCUCUGCUAGGCGUGAUUUUUGACUCCUGCGUAUUUCCUCAGGAGUCUUCUACAGUGUUGACCGUAAUGAUGGGAGGUGCAUGGUUUGAGAAAUAUUUUGGACCGAAUCCGACAAAGGAGCAGUUGUUAAUGACGGCGAUUGAUCAUACGAAGGAUAUCUUACGUAUCACGAAAGAACCAGUGGCACAUAACGUUGUUGUUCUGAAAGACUGUAUCCCACAGCAUGUUGUGGGUCAUACCCAACGUGUAAAACGUAUCCACGAUUAUAUUUCCGCGAACCGUAUUCCUCUGGGACUGUGUGGUUCUUCUUACCAAGGUGUGGGACUCAACGACGUUAUUCUGUCAGCAAAACAGGCCGUUUGUGACAUUGUAAAAUAGUUGCGGAAUUUCUCAAGAGAUUCAUAUGUAGGAAACUCAUAACAAAUAAAACGAACGAUAAAACUACAUGCAAACAUUAUACAUGCUGAAACAUAACAAUCACACCAUGCAGAAAAAUAAUAUAUAACUUUGCAAACCUGUACA
Messenger RNA from Linepithema humile (Argentine ant), 1719 nucleotides. RefSeq names its product protoporphyrinogen oxidase (gene Ppox). Lineage: Eukaryota; Metazoa; Arthropoda; Insecta; Hymenoptera; Formicidae. Gene Ontology annotation, molecular function: protoporphyrinogen oxidase activity, oxygen as acceptor. The record is from RefSeq and is a predicted model, not a curated record. Gene Ontology annotation, biological process: porphyrin-containing compound biosynthetic process.